This is a messenger RNA of Racocetra persica, 171 nucleotides long. The record is from the annotation of a GenBank genome assembly. NCBI's taxonomy places the organism in Eukaryota, Fungi, Glomeromycota, Glomeromycetes, Diversisporales, Gigasporaceae.
UUAGCAAAUAUGAUAGUUGAUAAAGAACUUGCACUAAGGUUUUAUAACAAUGAACAUAUUUCUACCAAUCUUGAUCCUGGUUAUAAACUUAACACUAUAUCUUUUUCUCAAAGUAGUUCGAUAAUACUUUUGAAGAAAGAACAAGAUGACUUGUUCAGUAUUAGUCACUAG